AUGGCUGAUACCAAACUUAAGUUGAAGAGCAGAGAGGACCAAAUUUUUGAAGUGGAAGUAGGAAUAGCUCUCCAAUCUCAACUCAUCAAAAGCGUCGUUGAAGACUCUGGGACUGAAGAAGAAAUCCCUCUCCCUAACGUAAGAGGACCAAUCUUAGAAAAAGUCAUUGAAUAUCUUCGUCACUAUAAAGAUUCUCAACCCCUGGAUAUUGAAAGGCCACUAAAAGCUGACGCUUUCGAGGAGUCAGUACCGGCUUGGGAUUCUGAAUUUAUAAAACUCCGACCUGAUGUUGUUUUAGAGCUUCUCUCAGCCUCCAACUAUUUAGAUAUUAAGCCAUUAAUCGAUCUAUGUGCAGCAAAAAUAGCUUCUAUGCUUGAUGGAAAGAGCCCAGAAGAAAUCAGAAAUUAUUUUGGCCUUGAAAACGAUUUAACACCAGAGGAACAAGAAAAAUUCCAACAAGAAGUUAAGUGCUUGGAGAUUGAAGACCCAGUCGUUUAG
Blepharisma stoltei is the source of this 498-nucleotide messenger RNA. NCBI's taxonomy places the organism in Eukaryota, Ciliophora, Heterotrichea, Heterotrichida, Blepharismidae. The record is from the annotation of a GenBank genome assembly.